UUUUGUGGACCUUAUUUAUUCACCCUGUUGCUUUCUUGUUCUAUCCUCUCGUCACUUGAUUCUUCAUUACACUCAUUGAAUUGUAACAGAACAAGAGCAAUGGGCUCUAAAGUCAAAUCUCUCUCUCUCCUCAUUCUCCCAUUAGCCUUCUCUCUUUGUUUCUCUUCACUAUCAUCAAAACCAGCAGACCCAACUCCAGCUCCAUGGCCACACCAAUUCCACUCAAUACUCUUCAUGGAUAACAAUGGCUCACUUCAGGUGGUGGACCUCUGGUAUGACUGGACUAAUGGCCGCAACUUCAACAUAAUCCAGAACCAACUUGGAAAGCUUCUUUAUGACCUUGAAUGGGAUAAUGGCACCUCCUAUAUCUACACGUUAGACUCCAAUAAAGAAUGCAGAGUCUUGCAUUUCCCAGUUGGUGUUCUCCGCCCCAAUUGGCUUGAAGGUGCUACCCAUCUUGGCCAACAAGAAGUUGAUGGCUUCCUCUGCAAUGUGUGGCAGAAGGUGGACUUUAUUUGGUACUAUGAAGAUGUCAUAACAAAGAGACCUGUUUACUGGGUCUUUUACACAGGAAUGACUGCUCAUGUGAUGACAUUUGAAGUGGGGGCGGUGCUAGAGGAUCCGAAGUGGCAGGCUCCUGUUUACUGCUUUAAGGAGUCUGAGAAGAAGGAGAACACUGUCAUUAAAUCUGUGUCUUCCUCUCAGCCAACAAUCAACCACCGUCACAGCCCUCGCUCGUCCCUCAUCUGCAUUAUUUCCAUCAUCGACGACGUUCUUUCCACCAGCCACUGUGAGAAUCACAGUCCACACAACAACAACGGUCAACGACGUCUCUCCAGUCUUCACGAGCAACAGAAAGAUGAAUAUGAAAAUACUGAGGGAUUGCCAACUGAUGGAUCUGAAAGCACCGAGGGGUUGUUAAGAGAAGACCUGGGUCGCCUUGUUGCUUCGCGUUGGACAGGAGAAAAAACUGAACACCAAGUUGAGGAAGUUGAGGAAUUUUUUUUUAAUGUAUUUUAAAAUUCCUUAUGAUUUUUUUAUGAUUUUACGAUCCGUUUU
This is a messenger RNA of Populus trichocarpa (black cottonwood), 1059 nucleotides long. RefSeq lists its product as uncharacterized. The coding region runs from base 100 to 1020 and encodes 306 amino acids. The transcript has 4 exons. The record is from RefSeq and is a predicted model, not a curated record. Lineage: Eukaryota; Viridiplantae; Streptophyta; Magnoliopsida; Malpighiales; Salicaceae.